AAUCCCUUCAAAAAAACGUUAUAGCGCCAUUUUUCUGUUAAUUAUUUUCUUGCACGGUUCUAUCGACAAUUUGUUAUUAAAAUACUCAAUGCUUAUAUAAAAAUAGAGAAAAACAUUAAACAAAUUGUGAUAACUGGCAGAAAUAUAAUAAAAUAAAAAUUACCGGCCAAUUGUUUCCGCUGUGAAAGAAGAAAUAAAAAUUACCCUGCUCCCCUAACCUACAGAGUGUCAUCCAUUCACUCGUGUGUUUGUGAGAAGCUUUUUUGGUUUUCUUUUCUUUUUUUGUUACUCAUGAACUAUUAACGAUUUUCACCACUUGACGUUGAUUGAAUCAUUCAAGAGUAUACAAUUUAAUAAAGAAAUUAUAAAAACAACCACUAGAAUUUGAGAAAAGUAAAUAAUUGAAAGCAAACAUGUUUGGUGGAACAAAACCAACUUUUGGCCAAGCUCCUGCAAACACUGGCUUCGGCUUUAAUAGCACAACCACUGCAUCGCCAUUUGGACAGUCGACAUUUGGAAAACCAGCUACUGGUGGGUUUGGACAAGCUCCUGCUUUCGGGCAGCAACAAAACACUUCGUUAUUUGGUGGAGCUCAGAAUCCAAAUCCUGGACUAUUUGGAGCUAGCACAUCUACGGCGUUCGGGGCAACAACAACCGCUCAGCCGUCGUUUGGAGGUUUCUCUCAACCUCAGCAGAAUACUUCAAUUUUCGGAGCCGCACAGCCAGCUGCUCCGCAAACAUCACUCUUUGGACAACCAUCGACAUCUGCAUUUGGUGCAGCUAAACCAUCUGGCUUUGGUUUUGGCCAAACGGCAGCUCAACCAACAACAUCAUUAUUUGGCCAAGCCCAACCAACUAGUACCGCAGGAUUUGGGUCUUUUGGUCAAACCGCUCAACCAACAAAUGCCUUUGCUAGUGCUGCAACUGCAUUUGGUCAGCCAACAGCAACUGCUGGCAAUGCAACUGGCUCUGUUUUAGUAAAAUAUCAACCGACCAUUGGCACUGAUACUCUUAUGAAAGGUGGAACUGCCAAUAAUGUCAACACGAAACAACAUUGCAUCACUGCAAUGAAGGAAUAUGAAGCAAAAUCCUUGGAAGAACUUCGUGUCGAGGAUUAUUUGGCUAAUCGGAAAGGUCCACAAGCUGGAACCUCGGCUGGAUUUAGUGGAUUUGGAGCAGCUCAAACUACAACGAAUACCGGGGGCUUAUUUGGUGCAAGCAAUCAACAGACAACUGGUCUUUUUGGCCAGCAACAACCUGCCCAACAGCCAACCGAGAAUAAAAACCUCUUUGGCACCAGCAUCUUUGGGCAGCCUGCCCCAGCUUUCGGUGGAGCAGCUCAAGCAAACAACAGUUUUCUAGCAAAACCAUUUUCAACACCUGCUACAUCUACAACAGGUUUUGCAUUCGGUUCAACUCAACCCGAUAACUCGGCAAAUAACCCCUUCGGAGCGAAACCAGCUUUUGGCCAGACUCAAGCACCCAGUUUGUUUGGUCAGGCGGCAGCACAAAACACAGCAGCACCGGCCUUUGGUCAGACAGCAACAACCGGAUUCGGUGGUUUUGGUGCACCUGCUCAACAAACUUCUGUAUUUGGAGCUCCCGCUGCAGACAACAAGCCAGCCUUUGGCCUUGCAGCUUCAACAGCCAAUACCGGAUUCGGUGGAUUUGGAACUAAUGUUAAUACUAGCACCGCUGGUGGAGGACUCUUUGGACAAAAACCCGCUCCAGCAUUUGGAAACACUUCUGCGUUUGGAGCUGCUGCCCCAACUACUGGUUUCAGCAACUUCCAAACCAACCAAACUGGUUCAUUGUUUAACUCAAGUUUGAACAAACAGCCUACAACUGGAUUUGGUGGAUUCGGAACACAAACAUCAACUGCUCCCCUCACCUUCAACACUGGACAGCCUUCGUUAUUUGGCAAUACCGCCAACAAACCGCUAUUUGGGAAUACCUUACAAACUGGCAACACCACCGGAGGAUUAUUUGGCGGAGGACAGAGUAUGUUUGGCAAUAAUAACUCAAUGAGUGCAUUUGGUACUUCUACUUUAGGAGGGAACACAACCCUGGGAGCCAGUCAACAGCAAGCAACAAUUCCAAUUCAUCAACACAUUCUCUCCAAAGUAACAUCCCCAUAUGGAGACAAUCCAAUAUUUAAAGACCUCAAACGCAACGAUGAAACCGAUGCCCUGCGAGCUACCAAUCCGGUUGCUCAAAAAGCUAUCCUUGAAUCAGCUGGUUCACAAUUUAAAAUAUCAGCUAAACCAAGUUCCAAUUCGAUUAAAAUCAAACCUGUUGGUAGUGCUUUGACUAAGAAAGCUCUCUUUGAAGGCCUUGAAGAAUUCGACAGUAGUGUGGAGACAUUUAGCUUAAAGCCAAACGCCAAGCGUUUAGUUAUCAAACCAAAACCAAGUACUCCAAAUACAUCACUUAGUGGUGUCGGCGGUUCGAGUACUCCACAAAGUGCUAAGCCUUCAAUAAUACCAAGUUCAGUUAGUUCCAGUGCAAAUCAACGAAAUGAUUCAUUUUCCGGUGAAAUUCCACAAGAGAAUAUUCCGCCAGCAAAUAAAGACAACGAUACCAGUCGUAGAGAGUCAUGGCUUCAUCCGAAUAAUUUGGAAAAAGUUCGUCAACAAAAUGUACAUCACAAAUCAGAUGCUGUUUUGAAUAAUACCCUCACUGAGUUGGUUCCACGUAAAUCAUCGGACUUGUCAUUCGGAACUGGGACAAAUGAAGAAGCUGGAACUCCGGCACGCAAGGAUUCCUCGCUUAGUAAAACUGUUUCAUAUAAUGAAACUGUUAGCGAAAGUUUUGUCUCAAAUCGAUCAUACAAUGAAAAUCGAAAUGAUGAAUCGAUCUAUUUAAGUUCGGAUCCACAUCCAACGGGUAUUGUAUUACGGCGAGUUGGAUACUAUACUAUUCCAUCGCUGGACGAUUUGAAAUCAUACCUCGCUGAAGAUGGUUCGUGUAUUGUUCCCAAUUUUACAAUUGGUCGUGAAGGUUAUGGUAAUGUCUAUUUCAACAAAGAAAUGGAUGUGGCAGGACUUAAUUUAGACGAAAUUGUUCACUUCCGCAACAAAGAAGUUAUUAUUUAUCCAGAUGAUGAUAAUAAACCACCAAUUGGCAGCGGUCUAAAUCGGGAGGCUCAAAUCACACUCGAUCAAGUAUGGCCACAUGACAAGACUAUACACGAACCAAUUAAGGAUCCACAACGUUUGGCUGAGAUGGGCUAUGAAUUGAAGUUGCGUCGUGUUUGCGAUAAGAAUGAUAUUCGUUUUAUUGAAUAUCGUCCAGAGACGGGAAGUUGGGUAUUUAAAGUUAAACACUUUUCAAAAUAUGGCAUAAAUGAUAGCGAUGAAGAGGAUGAUAUUCCGACUGAUCCGAAGAAAGCUAAAAUGAACAUAAAGGAAGGUGAUCCAGGUGCUUUGAGGAAUGGAAAGAUUGGUGAAAAUCUUGCUGGGGCAGUAGGAGGAGCAAUUGGUGGAAAGCAAGAUCCAAAAGCAGCUGCUAUGAAUUUUGAUGAAGCUGAAUUUAUGUUGAUGGACAAGACUCAGUUUCUUCAAAAUUCAUCACAAAAUGACUUCUCCUUCUUUGAUUCAUCAAAACGAAACAAUCUUACAAGCCCUACUGCAAUCUUGGCUAACGGCAAUGGUACUGAUUCACACAAAUUACAAUUAAUGAAAGCCUCACUAUUCAUUGACGAUGAUAUGGAUUCUAGAUCUGUUACCUCAGAGAAACAAGACGAACGCGAUAACAUGGACCUGGGUGUUAGAAACCGUUUAUACCUUACACAUGAUCACGAUCAAUAUUCCUCAUCGCAAUCAUUAUGGAAAGAUGGCUAUGCCAAUUCAGUUGCUUCAAGUCAAGUUGAUUUUGUUGGUAGUCAAAGUCCAAUGUAUGAAACUAUGAGUAAUAAACCAAGAGAUACAGAAUCAACAGCAACACCAACAGUGGAACCCAUUGCACCUUUAAUCAAAUAUCAGCCUCUGAUUUUAAAGCCAAAAGUGGCUCAAGUCAAAGGACAUGCUUCUCAAAUUCCAUUCGAGAAUUCACUUGCUUUUCGUUUGCAAGGAAAAUGCGCUGCCGAUUUGGGUAUCUUUAAUAGUCGCAAGUUCAAAGUGUGCUUUGGACCGCAGAAUACUUUGAUUAUACCUGCAACAAAAAACUCUGCAGUUAAAAAAAUCAAUGAUGCGAAUUUAGAAAAUUUGCAUGAUCUCUUCCGUGGUCGGAAAUCCAAAGAUUUCUCACAAACUGUCUUGCUUCGUCUUAAAAUUUCCUCAGCACAACACACUGAGAACUUUGAAAAAUCGAUCGUUGAUCAUUUAGAAAUUCAACUUAAGAAUUCAUUGCAAGUGGAAAUCGAAGGCAGUGAUUGUCCAAUGAUUAAGUCAAACAAUGGAACCAAAUUAAUCGUUAAACAUUUGGAAGAAGCCAUGAAACUAUUGAAUUUUGGACCUCUAGAAGAAUAUGCUGUAUCAGUUUGGUCACUUUGUUUGGCGCUAUGGGGUGAACAGGAAGAACUGGAAGACUCUGAUCCAACUAGUCAUCAUGCAGUCAUGUGGCGAAGGAAUCUCCUAUCACAGUGGCUCGAAAACACACUCACUGAUAAAGAUCUUUUAACAAAAAGUGUUUCAAAGAACACAUACAUUGAUCAUUUAAUGGAUCUGCUUAUGUGUCACAAAGUAGUUGAAGGCUGUGAGCUGGCAUUCAGGUAUGAUGAUGCCAAUUUAUCACUUUUAUUGGCACAGCUAUCGUCGGGACCAGUGGUUAGACAAUUGAUGGAAGAUCAAUUGGCUGCAUGGCAUAAAGUUGAAGCAGAUAAAUUUAUAAGCGUUGAACGCUUAAAAUUGUUUAUGUUGGUUGCUGGUGUUUCUCUGAUGGACUCGUCACAUGGUCCAAUUAAUACUCUUGAGGGUAUUGAGUGGAUUAAGGUUCUUGCGCUUCAACUAUGGUAUCUCUGCUCCCCCACCUGCUCUAUCACCGAUGCCUUGAUCGCCUACGAAAAGUCAUUCCUGGCCGAUGAAUUCUAUGCUUUGCCGCCAUCACCUCACUACACGGAAUCAAUUGGAGACAGCGAAAGCCAUCCACUCUAUGACUUGCGUUAUCACAUUCUUCAACUUUAUUCAAAACGAAGUCAUCCACUCGAAAGCCUUCUGGAUCCUUUAAACCAUACCGCAGACUUUAUGGACUUUAGACUAAGUUGGCUUCUCUUGGAAACAUUCGAAGCUCUUGGCUAUCAUCAUUGUUCUGAGCUAUUCGAGAGUCGAAGGCAUGUUGAUUUUGCUUCACAAUUAGAAAAUCAUGGCUUAUGGAAAUGGUCGGUAUUUGUAUUGCUUCAUAUAAAAGAGCAAACUGUGCGAGAAACACAUAUUCAAGAUUAUCUCUAUCGCUAUGUGUCUGUAUCAAAUGAUGGCGCUAUAACAGAUGAUGAGAAAUUUAUAAUUAACGUUUUGGGUGUGCCACAAAAGUGGUUAGAUUGGGCGAAGGCAGUUAAAGCUGGUGCAACUGGCAAUUAUCAUAUGCAAGCCAAGUAUUUGUUGAAAGCUCAAAAAUGGGCUGAAGCGCAUGAGGUUAUAUUUGAGCAUAUUGCUCCAGAUGCUGUUAUUAAUGACAAUAUGGACUAUCUGCAUGAUCUUCUUAGCCGAUUUGAUAAUUUGUCCUCGACUAAAAGUAUUAAAGUACCGAAUUGGUCAAAUCAAGGGCAAAUAUUUUUAGAUUUCAUUGACAUUAAUGAGAAGUUUAAGAGUCUAAAGAAUCUACAUGAAGGUGACAUUGAAGCACGUUGGGAGAAUCUCAAACCUCAAUUGGCUGACUUGUGUUCGCGUAUUAAUCUUCUGCCAUGUCCGACACCCAAACAUCGUUUGUGUCAAAGUGAAAUAGCCCAGAGUUUAGCAUGUUUAGUACGUGGAGUUUUAGUUGUUUGUCCUUCCCUAAAUCCAUGUCUAACAAUUAAAAUCGCAUUAGAACGGUUACCUCUGCCGCAGGAAUUUGCACAACAAGAACUAAGAGCUUUGCUAGAUGCGCUGGUAACAGAUCUCUGUAAUUCAAAAGACUAAACGAAUUUUAGUUUAUAGUAAGAGAAACAAGAAAAAAAAUAUUGAUAGCUCUCGGUUUAGUUAAGAUUUUACAAUUUUUUUUUUAACUACCAAUAUUAUUAUUUGUAAAACGAAAAAAAAAAUGUUUAAAAAAAAAUCCUGCUACAGAUCAUAAAUUAUUUUGUAACAAAUUUUUAAAAAAAGUUUUGUUUUCUUUUUUUUAUACAAUAGAGUCCCUUAAAAAAAAAAGUUCAU
Molecule: messenger RNA, 6290 nt
Organism: Episyrphus balteatus (marmalade hoverfly)
Lineage: Eukaryota; Metazoa; Arthropoda; Insecta; Diptera; Syrphidae
Gene: Nup98-96
Product: nuclear pore complex protein Nup98-Nup96
Exons: 15
Coding region: 414-6056 (1880 amino acids)
Biological process (GO): protein import into nucleus; post-transcriptional tethering of RNA polymerase II gene DNA at nuclear periphery; RNA export from nucleus
Cellular component (GO): nuclear pore cytoplasmic filaments; nuclear pore
Molecular function (GO): structural constituent of nuclear pore
Source: RefSeq, a predicted model, not a curated record